Cryptomeria japonica (Japanese cedar) is the source of this 843-nucleotide messenger RNA. RefSeq names its product bidirectional sugar transporter SWEET3b-like. The coding region runs from base 1 to 843 and encodes 280 amino acids. Gene Ontology annotation, biological process: carbohydrate transport. Gene Ontology annotation, cellular component: membrane. The record is from RefSeq and is a predicted model, not a curated record. The transcript is spliced from 7 exons. Gene Ontology annotation, molecular function: sugar transmembrane transporter activity. Lineage: Eukaryota; Viridiplantae; Streptophyta; Pinopsida; Cupressales; Cupressaceae.
AUGGGAUUAAUAGGAAGUAUCAUUGCUUUGCUCAUGUAUUCUUCUCCCAUAACUACUUUUAGAAGAAUCAUAAGAAAGGGAAGCACGGAGGAUUUUUCAGGGACUCCUUAUGCAAUAGCACUCUUCAAUUGCCUUAUCUAUUCCUUGUAUGGAUCGCCUCUUAUCAGCAAUGAGUGGGACAAUGCUCUUGUCAUGUUUGUCAACUGCAUUGGCCUGGUUCUUGAGUGUUGCUUCAUUGCCAUCUUUCUCAUCUUUGCUCCCUCUAGAACCAAGUGCACUGUUCUGUUGGCUAUCGAUCUUUUUGAGUUUGCUUUUUCUGUUUCUAAUUUACAAGGGCCCUCUUUGGUGUUAACGGCGAGGAUGGUGGUGGGUGUGGUGAUGGUGUUUGGCAGUAUCGCGACGGUUUCAUUUGUGGCGAUGCAUGAUCGCAAGCACAAGCAGUUUCUGGUGGGCACAGCAGGAAUGGUAGCCACUGUCGUUCUAUACAGCGCUCCACUAUCCAUUAUUAAACUGGUGAUUCAAACCAAGAGCGUGGAGUUCAUGCCUUUUAAUUUGUCCUUCUUCGCCUUUGCCGCCAGUCUCUUGUGGCUCGCAUAUGGUUUUAUUGCUAAAGACAUUAUGAUCAUGGCCCCAAACUUUGUAGGACUUCCAUUGGGUUUGGCUCAGAUGGUGAUAUACUGUAUUUAUAGGGGUAAGAGUGUGCAAAUCAGAGAGGAAAUAAAUGAUCAAGGAGAUAAAGUGUUCACAGAAACAACAGAAUACCCUGCUUAUCCAGACGUAGAAAUGCAAUUAGAAGAAAAAUCAGUGACACUUGCUCAUGAAGUAGUCGUGGAAAUGAAGUGA